Messenger RNA from Amborella trichopoda, 1342 nucleotides. Its product is annotated as VQ motif-containing protein 31. The record is from RefSeq and is a predicted model, not a curated record. NCBI's taxonomy places the organism in Eukaryota, Viridiplantae, Streptophyta, Magnoliopsida, Amborellales, Amborellaceae.
CCAUCACUUUCGUGUGAGGGGGAAAGGUCUCAAAUGCAUUGAAGUUUCAGAGGCGGUUUUCGUCGCCGGGAAAACGUCGUUACUGGCCUUGAUUUCACAUUUUCCGGCGAUUUACGUCUCUUAUGGUGAAUUUCCCGGUGACGUCCCACUGACCCAUGAGACCAGAGCUGGAUCAACCCCACCAAAUUCAUUGACUCUCUGAUCUUGGUUUCGAAGGAAAUCUCCGAAAUCCAACACUUUUGACUGGUUUCUGGCUAGGUUUGCAGAGAAACUUGGGAUUUAAAGUGGGUGGACUGCUGUUCAGGAUUUCAUUCAUUGAAUUUCUGAGAUUUUCGUGGUUUUCAGAUUUUGCCCAUAUUCUUACGCUAAAUUCCCUUCACUCCACUAACCCACAUUUCCGGGUGAAAUUAAGGGCCACACCAAGCCGGAAAACACAUUUUCUAGACAUCGAUGGAGAAACCGGCAGUCCAGCCAUGUGCUUCAGGUACCACGUUCAUCCAAGUUGACAUAAACAGUUUCAGAGAGCUCGUCCAACAGCUGACUGGAAUUUCCAAUGAGCCACGUCAGAUUCCGGCAACCCCAGGAAUCAGCAAACCUGCAUUCAAGUUGCAGGAUAGGAGGCCAUACCAUGGCAAGAUGAAGGUCGAGAUCACAAAGCCGGGUAAUAGACUAGCUUUGCCCAGAGCCGGUUUUCCUUCGGGGCAAGCCCUUUUUUCAUCCCAAAAAAAGGGUUUUGGCUCGAGCCAGGUGAUUCCAUCAUCGGUUAUUUCCGGUUAUCAGGGCGGUACGACGGUUACAUCACCGUCAUUUCCAAGUGUCCCCCCUUGCCCCUUAAUCUCCUCAUCUCCUACAUCCGGUUCUCCGUCUCCUUUUUAUUCUACAAGUUUCACCACUUCAUCUAUUUCCAAUAAUAAUAAUAAUAAUAAUGGAAAUUUGAAAAAUAAGGAAAAUGAGGAUUCUAUUUCUAUGAAAAUGGAGAUGGUGAUUAGAGAAGGAAAUAAGGAGAGGGGAACUAAUGGAGAAGAAUUGAGUGUGGAAAAUUGUGAAAAUAAAAAAGGAGAAUUAUCAAUGAGUGAAAAUGCAAUAUCAGAAAAAGGGUUUUAUUUACAUUCAUCUCCCCUGUCUAGAGAUCCUGAGCUUCUCACACUAUUUCCCUUGACCUCUCCAAAAGGGCAGGGCUCGUAAAUGAAGAGACUUUCUAGGGCAAGAUAUAAAGGAAUUGUCAUGGGGAUUGUGUAAUUUUUUUUUUGGCUAUUUUAUUGAAAUAAGGGAAUGUGAGGAGAGGAAAUAUGUUGGAAUUGUAUCGUAUUCUUUUUCUAACAAAUAUUCUCCUUAUUCUUUA